AAUCAGUGUUAAAACAACAAUAAUCUGUAAAUUAUUGUAUAAUAUUAGAAAGGUGGUGUUGGUUAUUGUCUACCACUGGUUCAAACGUUGCAAAUCUGGAUGUCAAAACAGAAAUUAUGAUUGCUGCCAAUGAUCCUCAGGAGUUUAUCCCGGGUGGACGGCAGCAAGCCCUUCGUCAUCCAGACCCACCCGAAUUAGAAUCGCUAAGCAUCCCGCUGGAAACCGGCGAUGAUUUCCUCUUACACCGCCUGGAAAGAGUAAAAAUUGAUGAAAACUCUGCUUCAGAAUGGUGGAUACUUCGUAAAUCCAUUGAUAAACCAUCAUGCAAUCAAAACUCAUCAACAUCCGCGUUAAAAACCGAACAAAACACUCGUAAUGCACGAGAAUCCGCCAAAAGUUUCCUCUCGGGCACAAAUUCUCAUAGCGAGAUGCUAUUUAAUGACUCCUGGUCACCUAAAUCAGUUGAUUUGAGUAAGAAAAUCAUUCCUGAUGUGACAGCUUCACGUUUGUUCGUAAAUAAACGCGUUUCGAAUGAAUUUGAACGCAGUAUACGCACGCCGAGUAACAAUUGCACAACAGCUAAAAAAAGGAUUAAAUUUCGUAGUCCUGAGGAUUCCAUGGAGGAAGAGUUGUAUGUGAAAGGAAAUUUAGUCAUUUGGAGCCGUGGGUUGUCUUAUAAUGACGACGAGAACGCCCGGAGUGUCAUCUGCAGUUAUUCCAGUUAUUUUCAGCUGAAAGAUGCGAUCUGGUGCACGUUUCAGAUGGAAAACCAGGAUUUAGUUGGUGUGGAUGAAGGCGCAGAGUAUAUUGGUGAACCAUUGGAUUGUCUGUGUAUAGCAGACACACAGAAUCUCAGGGUUUAUACUAAAGAUGAUGAGGAUUUCAUUACAACGCUGCCGUUUCCAGUGAAAAAGAUGUGGCCAACGAAAUUUGGGAUUUUCAUCGAACGGGAUGAUACUGAUGCGCAGAAAGAAUCUACACCGAUGAUUUACUCAAUGACGCAUCCCUUGGACAUUGCCGCCCCUGUGGCUUACUCUAAAGGCGGUAGUACGGGUAUAAUUCAUUCUAAAUCGUUUAAAAUGGUUUUUGCUUCUGAAACGCUUGAUUUGUGCCUGGUUUAUGACGAUUGCACUCAUCAACAUAUUAUUUGUCGUCUGCGAAGGUUGAAAACUGAUGAAUUGGAUGCUAUGAACAAGACAAAUGUUAAUUCGUCCCAGAUUCAUACAAAGAACUGCACAGUUGGUUAUUCACUCGCUGAAUCCUACCGUUCGAUGUUCCCAAUGGUAAGUUCAUUCAACAGCCGCCCCACGAGUGUCGCCAGCGGUAGUCUCUACCCAUCACGUGGUCAAAGCCCCCUUUCCGGCCCAUUAACAUCCUCACGCUGCCAAACACCAAUGGGUUCACCAGCACCGAAAAAAUCCAGCCCAUGGAUUCAACGCCUUUCACGCCUACACAGCACAGUUCGCUCUUGUGACUCAACAAAUCGCUUUCCAAGCACGGAAAACUCAAAUAUCAUCUCAACAGAACCCGUAUUCUGUCUGGAUCACAUCUGGUGUGAAUCCCUAAGCGAUUCCACUGUAAACUCACCAGCUACGAAUGUAUUCACCACCGAAGACCUCAUGGGACGAUGGUAUCUAUGUUAUUUAGUACCUUCAAGGUCACAAUUAUCGAUUGUCAAGUUCGAUUAUUCAAACAACAGCGAUGAUAUUGUCUUUGGUAAGAUGAUGAACAUCUCAGCGAAAGAUGCGGUGACAAUUCCGCAUCUACAUAUGUUAGCCAUAUUGGAACACACGUCAAAUGUGGUCCUCUAUAGUGGGUUAACUGUGAUUGGUAAGCUGCACAUUGGUGGUGCGCUUGCGCAACACGUACCGUCGCCAUUUGCAGUUAAGAAGAAGUUCUUCAACUCGCCGUUUCCACGCAGAAGCAGCUUAUUACCGACUAGUACACCAGUUGAUCCGAGAUUCGAUGAACAUUUACUCUCGCCUGUUUUACCCGCAACCAGACAAUCAGCGAAUACAAUCAUGCAGUUACCCGAAAUCGGCGAUGUAAGAGUUGUGUUGUCCGGGCUGAAAGACGCCAUUGAUAAUAGAAUGACGCUGCAAUAUUCAGAUGGCAGUUGUUACCGUGUCACUUUACCUAAUAUGGUUUAUUCGCAGCUGGUGGAGGAUUGCUUGAAUGCAUUGCGGGUUGCCUUACCUCGGGAUUUAGUCAUGACGACUUUAUCGAGAUGGUACGCUGCUAGGAACCUCCCGGGGAGUUUGGAUAUCUCACAUGAGGAGGAAUGGACGUUAUUCACGAAGAUGUUGUUUGAAUUGUUAGGUUAUGCUGCGCAAAACGAACAAAAAACACGGCGGAGUGCAGAACAUACGCCAUGUUCCGCACAGGUUAAACGUCAAAGACAAAGUCUAGAUGGCACUGUCCUCGAUUGGAAUUGCAUGCGUAAAAACAACAAUUUGGAGGUAAUCGAUAAAUAUUUACAGUUUUCUGGUGAUUGUGAGAAGAUACCACGUGAUAAUCCACAAAACUUGGUAAAUACACCCGGAAAUGUCUUAUUUUCACAUGUGUGUAUCAUCCACUACGUCCUCCAUCUUGUUUAUGAGGAUUUAAAACUAAACACGCUUAGAAAAGCAGAUUUGAGUUUACUAGCAGUGUUUCUAGCACAAAUAUCGACUGAUUUAGGUCUUGUGCAGUAUACAAUGCACUACUGGAAAGAUUUUCCUUUAGAGGUUAUAAUUUCCGAUGAGAAACGCGAUUUGAUUGAUAUGCGACAAGUUACAAAAUGGCCGCACAUACCGGACACCCCCACUGAUAUAAUGGCGUAUAUUCAAUCAUUGUGUCUUGAGACUGACAAGAAUAUUGACGGAUAUCCGGUGAUUGACAAUAUAAACACAAGAAGUAAGAAUAUUGUCAAGUUAUUGGCGACGUAUUUGAUGUGUGAUGCUGAUACUAAAGUAGACAAGUUUCUAAGGGUGAUAGCGCCACCUGGUAGUCGGAAUACAGUCGGUAAAAGUGAGGUUAAAGCAGCCGAGAGUAAAUAUAAAGAUGUAACAUGUGAGAGUGAAGCAGAAAAAGUGGUUAUUAUGAUGAUAGAGAUGAAUAUUACAACGCGGAGCUUGGAAACGUAUCCAUUAGCUGUCAAUUUUGUGCUCUACGACGCCCUCUGGCGGUGUAGAUUCGAUCCACCUACGGAUUGGCCUGCGGAGGCUUAUAAUUUACUUCAGCGGCCUGAUCUUGCUUCACAAUCAGAUAUAAUCAAAACAGCCGAUCGUAAUGAUUCGGAUAAUUUCGACAUCUUCGGUGAUUCCACAACGAAAAACCAACCACGUGAUCCCACAAUCAACGAUGGAAUGGAAGACAUGAAUAACGAAAUCUUAAAACUUCGUUUUUCCAAAGAUCAACGCGUCCAAGAGGUUAGAAAUUUAUUACAAUCAUCGAAACCUGUUGCUAUAAACGUCGUGCAACGCCCCGAUGUAUCCGAUCAUGACCAUCUCGAAGAGCAAGAGAAACAACUCUAUGCGAUUUGCACACGGACAAUGGCGUUACCAGUUGGGCGUGGCAUGUUUACUCUCCAUACAUCAACACCAAUCAUAACCGAACCACUCCCGGUGCCUCCACUGUGUCUAACGGGUAAAGCGCACCCUCGUGGCACAACAGUUGAACUAACACACAUUGACACGCCGUCUAAUAUGGCGCAUUGGCCACAGUUUCAUAAUGGCGUCGCGAAUGGCCUGCGCAUUAACCCCUCGGCGAAACACGUCGACAGCACGUGGAUUAUCUUCAACAAACCGCGAAACAACGCUGAGACUAUGAUGGAACACGCCGGGUUCCUCAUGGCGCUGGGGUUGAACGGCCAUUUGAAGAACCUCGCUAUUCUAAACCGGUUCGAUUACCUCGCGAAGUUCCACGAGAUGACUUCGGUUGGUAUCCUAUUAGGACUCGGAGCGGCGUUUCGAGGAACUUCCAAUCAAGCCGUGACGAAGAUGUUGAGUGUACACGUCGAAGGAUUACUCCCACCGACUUCGAUAGAAUUAGAUGUCCCACAGAAUUUACAGGUAGCUUCUUUAUUGGGUGUGGGGUUGAUAUAUCAAGGCACAGCACAUCGGAGAAUGAUUGAGGUUAUGUUGACUGAAAUCGGACGGCCACCAGGGCCUGAAAUGGAGAAUUCUGUUGAUAGACAGAGUUAUUCACUAGCGGCGGGUUUGGCACUUGGUUUGGUUACACUGAGACAAGGUGGAUCAUCGAUUGGUUUGUCUGAUUUAAAAGUACCGGAUACACUGCAUUAUUAUAUGGUUGGUGGAAGUAAGCGGCCAUUGGCAGGCACACAGAAGGAGAAGUACAAAGUUCCGUCGUUUCAAAUCCGAGAGGGCAGCACUGUUAACUUAGACGUCACUGCACCAGGCGCGACACUAGCGCUUGGAUUAAUGUAUCUAGGAACUGGAAACAAAGCAAUUGCGGGAUGGAUGUCACCACCAGACACACAUUAUCUACUGGAUUUCGUCCGGCCGGAUUUUUUAAUGUUACGCACACUGUGCAGAGCGUUAAUUCUAUGGAACGAGAUUGAUCCGUGUAAGGAUUGGAUUGAGAAACAAGUCCCAGAGUCAAUACGGCCGUAUUGCAUGGUGGAACCUAACCCACAAUGUGAUUUAGACUAUGAAGCAAUGAAUCAAGCGUAUUGUAAUAUAAUCGCCGGUGCAUGCUUCGCAAUUGGUUUAAAAUACGCCGGGACAGCCGAUGAGUCUGUCUACGACCUUCUCCUGGAGUAUUGCCACAUGUUCACCUCGCUCACAUCGAAAACCAUCGCGGAACUCGCUGGGAAACCCACAAUGGAGACGUGUGUCAAUGUAGUUCUCAUUUCGGUCGCUAUGGUGAUGGCGGGCACCGGAAAUCUCAACGUUAUACGCAUUGUAAGGUAUCUUAGACAACGCGUGGGGUUAUCAAGCAGUGCUGUGGUCACUUAUGGAUCUCAUAUGGCUCUGCACAUGGCGUUGGGGUUGUUAUUCUUGGGCGGUGGACGGUAUACACUUAGUAAUUCACCGGCGAGUGUCGCUGCGUUGAUUUGCGCGUUUUAUCCGAAGUUCCCAACGCAUAGUAAUGACAAUCGGUAUCAUUUGCAAGCAUUCCGCCAUCUUUAUGUGUUGGCGGCUGAGCCACGGUUGAUUAUUCCGACGGAUAUUGUCACUGGGAGGAUGUGUUAUGCGUAUUUACAGGUUGUGCGGUUGGAUGGACGUGUUUUUGCUGUGAAAGCGCCUGCGUUGAUUCCUGACUUGAACACGUUGUAUAAAGUUAGUGUUUUGGAUGUUAGGUAUUGGCCAGUGGUGUUUAAACGCGAAAGGAAUUGGGAACAGUUGUUGAAAGUCCUGAAUGCUUCCGGACAUGUAGAUGUGAGUCAACGCGCUGGUUGUUUGAGUUACAACGAAGAUAAAACUGGGUUUAGGAGUGAACUUGCAAGAACACUGACUAAAUCGGAUGUUGUGCCGUGGGAUCCGCCUGCCAAGUCGAUUUUAUCGUUUUCUUCGGAUACUAUUGUGCGGUUGUUUGCUGAUCAGUUUUUGACAGCUUCGAAUGAUAAAUCUUUAGUUAAUAAUGAAGAUUUUGAUGAUUCUGAAGCUGUGCAGACUGAAGAAAGUAAAUUUCAGCAGGCUUUAACACAGAUAACCUAUGAAAGUGUUAUUAAGGAUAAAUUAGCUGCGCUUCCAUUGUUUGUGCAGAUGGUUGAGAUUGUUAAAAACUUGUCAACGACUACGACGCCAUUGGAUAUCUGGCACCUAAAGAUAAUCCAAGCGUUUGUUUUGCGCAGUUCAUGGACAUCGGAGUUGAUAAACGACGAACAAAUACUCGCCCUGCAUCAGAGGGCGCUGACGACUGUGGAUAACUGGGAGCAGUUGUUGUGGGAGGCGCUGCGGGCGUAUGUCACCGGCCGCCAUUUUGUCUCCGAGUGUAAAGCGAUUGAUUUAGAUAAACUGGCUAAGUAUGUUGUGUUUUACGGUAUUCCGCAUGCGCUGCAAGCGGAAAACGUGGAUAUUUUGGAUCUGAUUGAGAAGCUAGAAGUAAGACACGCAUGUGAUGCGGAAAGUAUUGAUAAAGUUUUGAGAAUCUUGGGUUAUGUUCGAUAACUGUUCGAAAAAAAAAUAAACAAAUUAAGUUUAAACACAAUAUUAGGCAACAUAAGUUACAAUCAAGUCACAAAGUAGUAAUUUUAUAGAAAUUGGAAUGAUUUGUUGUUUGUUUAGUGGAAAUUAACUUGAAAUUAGUAGAAAUAGUUGACAGGGUUUAUAGGCAACCCAAAAUACUUAUUAUACCUUCGAUGAUCAGCAAAAUCAUGCGCUAAAUGCACGUAUGCAACGAGUAUUGAUAAAGUUUUGAGAAUCUUGGGUUAUGUUCGAUAACUAAAGGAAAAAUGAAUAAAAUUAAGUGUAAAUACAA
Messenger RNA from Dalotia coriaria, 6423 nucleotides. RefSeq names its product anaphase promoting complex subunit 1 (gene shtd). NCBI's taxonomy places the organism in Eukaryota, Metazoa, Arthropoda, Insecta, Coleoptera, Staphylinidae. The record is from RefSeq and is a predicted model, not a curated record. Gene Ontology annotation, molecular function: molecular adaptor activity. Bases 117 to 6113 code for a protein of 1998 amino acids. Gene Ontology annotation, biological process: protein K11-linked ubiquitination; metaphase/anaphase transition of mitotic cell cycle; anaphase-promoting complex-dependent catabolic process. The transcript has 8 exons. Gene Ontology annotation, cellular component: anaphase-promoting complex.